CCCAUAGAACACCAGGAACAACGGCCAUAUCUAACCUUCAUUGAAAGGUCAGAACUCUCCAGUUGCAGUUGCUCCGCAGUCGCGCUCCCCACAAGUUUGCGAAUUAGUCCCUCAAACUUUUGAUUUCAGUUCACAGAUUUUGCAAAUAUGUCGAAUUCGGCUACUCAGAAAGCUUUCCUUGAUCAAAUUUGGCAUUCCGCUCGUAAUUCCAUUGGAAAAGAAUUGCUUUCCACCCAUAAUCUUGUCCCGGUUCCCAGUCUUUCCAGCGCCGAAGAUUUCGGUCUUUUCUCGAUUUUCGUCAAGAGUAAAUCGGAAAAUGUGGGCCAGAAGAUAAGAGAUUCUUUGGCGCGUUCGAGCUACCAUGUGGUCGGCCAUGUUUCGCAAGUCAUUGAGCUCGAAAAAACCGAUCUUGACCGUUUGCUCAACAGUACGAAUCCGCUCACCGAAGACGUUGGAAAUUACUCGGAAAAGUGGGAAAAGGACAUGGAAUUGGGCUCGAAAGCGGUGCACUUGACUGUCGAAGGGUCUCACAAAUUUCUCAUCUCGUUGAAUUUGAGUGAAGGAGAUCUCUGCCUGAAGCAAAAUAUCCCCGAUCUGGCCGGUGCUAAAAGCGUGUACAUCAUUACCGAUGUAAUGAAAGCUAACCGAAUCACGGCUUGCGUGACGAGUGAUGACGACACCGUGGAAGUUAUCUCCACCAUUUCUGUUCCCAUUGGAUUUGGCUACUCAAAAUUCCGUUUAACUCCCGAGGGACUCGUCGCCGAACAGAUCAAAUGCAAGCCUUCGAUCCACGGCAAAUGGGAAGUUGUGAUCGGUCAAAUUUCCGAGUUCCUCAACAACCUGUAGAACACUCUCCCGGCCAUUUUUUUCUUCUGAAGAAUUGCUCACGUUCACGACAACGACGACGACGCUAUACCACAGCAAGUGACUUUUUCAAACCCAAUCAAAAUUUCUCGUUUCUUUAAUAGUUUUAGACUUGUUCACAGAAAACGUUUCGCUCCUAACGUUGUUGCUCAAAAUUUGUUUUAAAUGCAUUGCCCCCUUUUUUCUUUCGAUUCGUUCGACCGUUUAAAGUAUGUCCGUCACGUUGCACCGCCGUCCCAUUCUUAAAUACAUAUAAGACAUUAGUCGCA
This is a messenger RNA of Daphnia pulicaria, 1133 nucleotides long. RefSeq lists its product as uncharacterized. The record is from RefSeq and is a predicted model, not a curated record. NCBI's taxonomy places the organism in Eukaryota, Metazoa, Arthropoda, Branchiopoda, Diplostraca, Daphniidae. The coding region runs from base 148 to 846 and encodes 232 amino acids. The transcript is spliced from 5 exons.